This is a messenger RNA of Pyricularia oryzae 70-15, 2446 nucleotides long. Its product is annotated as carnitine O-acetyltransferase. Gene Ontology annotation, biological process: carnitine metabolic process. Gene Ontology annotation, molecular function: carnitine O-acetyltransferase activity. The record is from RefSeq and is a predicted model, not a curated record. Lineage: Eukaryota; Fungi; Ascomycota; Sordariomycetes; Magnaporthales; Pyriculariaceae. The coding region runs from base 42 to 1991 and encodes 649 amino acids. Gene Ontology annotation, cellular component: mitochondrion; peroxisome. The transcript is spliced from 4 exons.
UGUCAAGACCGCGGUAAUUCACGGAGCCUCAGAACAAAAAGAUGCUGCCGUCCAUUGCAAGAAUCGAGGCUAGGAAAUCUCCUAUGCUCACAAGCAGGAUACGCCAAUUCGCGCCCUCUCUGCAACGAUAUAAUCAGAGAUUCGCAAUGGCUUCUGGAAGCAAAAGGAGUAGUAGCUCGCUGCCAGCAGGCUAUGUCGAGGACAAAUCCAAGGGGCCGAUGCUCCGGUUCCAGGAGUCGCUGCCUCGUCUACCUGUACCAACGCUCGAGGAGACUGCCGCCCGCUACCUGCGCACCCUGAAGCCUCUUCUGUCCAAGGAGGAGCUGGCAAACAGCACCAAGGCCGUCCAGGAGUUCGUCAAGCCCGGCGGUGUGGGCGCAAAGCUGCAGGAGAAGCUGAUCGCCCGCCGCGAGGACCCCAAGCACAAGAACUGGAUCUACGAGUGGUGGAACGAGGCCGCAUACCUGGCCUACCGUGACCCCGUCGUUCCCUACGUCAGCUACUUCUACUCGCACCGCGAUGACCGCCGCCGCAGGGACCCGGCCAAGCGUGCUGCCGCCAUCACCACCGCCGCACUCGAGUUCAAGAAGAUGGUCGACAGCGGCACCCUGGAGCCCGAGUACAUGAAGAAGCUGCCGAUCUGCAUGGACAGCUACAAGUGGAUGUUCAACGCCUCGCGCGUCGCCGCGAAGCCUGCCGACUACCCCGUCAAGUUCGAGGCUGCCCAACACAAGUACAUUGUGGCUAUCCGCAAGAACCGCUUCUACAAGAUCGAGCAUGAGGUUGGGGGCAGGCAGCUCAACACUUCGGAGCUUGAGGCCCAGUUCAGGCGCGUCUACGAACGGGCUGGCCAGGAGGCUAAAGCCGCACCCGCAGUCGGUGCUCUGACUUCUGAGAACCGCGAUGUGUGGACCGACGCUAGGGCGCUGCUCCUGUCCGCAGGCCCGGCCAACAAGGCCGCGCUGGAGACAAUUGAGGCCUCAUCCUUCAUCGUCUGCUUGGAUGAUGCGGCCCCUGUCACCCUCGAGGAGCGUGCGCACGCCUACUGGCACGGCGACGGCCAAAACAGGUGGUACGACAAGCCCCUGCAGUUCAUUGUGAACGACAACGGCACAUCCGGAUUCAUGGGCGAGCACAGCAUGAUGGACGGAACCCCGACACACAGGCUUAACGACUAUGUCAACGACGCAAUCGUCAACAACAAGCUCGACUUCUUGGACCCCUCUGUCCGCUCCGGACUCCCAGACCCCAGCCCCAUUCGCUUCACCGUGAACGAGGAGCUGCAGAGUGAGAUUGACCGAGCGAAGCGCGACUUUGAUGCCGUCAUUGGUCAGCACGAGCUUGCUGUUCAGUCUUACCAGGGAUACGGCAAGGGCCUGAUCAAGAAGUUCCGCUGCUCGCCUGACGCCUACGUCCAGAUGGUGAUCCAGCUGGCCUACCACAAGAUGUACGGCAAGAACCGCCCAACCUACGAGUCGGCCGCGACCAGGCGCUUCCAGCAGGGUAGGACCGAGACUUGCCGCUCCGUAAGCGAAGAGAGCGUGGCGUGGUGCAACGCCAUGGCCGACGCAUCGGCGCAGGAUGCCGACAAGGUCAAGCUCUUCCGUGCCGCCAUCGAUUCGCACGUCGAGUACAUCACAGCCGCUUCUGACGGCAAGGGUGUUGACAGGCACCUGUUUGGUCUGAAGCGCCUCCUCGAGCCCGGCCAAGCCGUCCCGGAGAUCUACAAGGACCCGGCCUACAGCUACUCGAGCAGCUGGUACCUGUCCACUUCCCAGCUCAGCUCCGAGUACUUCAACGGCUACGGGUGGAGUCAGGUCAUUGAUGCAGGUUUCGGUAUUGCCUACAUGAUCAACGAGAACAGCAUCAACUUCAACAUCGUCUCCAAGGGCCUCGCUAGCCAACGGAUGAGCUUUUACCUCAACGAGGCCGCCGGUGACAUGAGGGACCUCCUGAUGCCCACCAUUGAGGCUCCCAAGUCGAAGUUGUAGUAGGUCUGCUCGGACCACGUGGGGGGUGUUCCGGCUGGCAACGCGAGAUGCUUGCACGAAACCAUUAGCAUUGAACUGUUUUCAUCAUAAGAAAGGGUUUACACAAAGACAGCGCUGGGUUUCCUUUGACUUUCUUAUUUUUAUUUUUCCUGCUCUUAUUUUGGUCCUUGGGGCGGGGUAUUUUUGGAUAUCGGAGGGGGCGACCUUUUGCUUCUAUGUCCAACCAAGCCUUUGCUUUUUGUCGUUUGCUUCUAUUAAAAUCAUCUACUGUAGACAAGACGCACCAUGUAAAUCAUUAUUAUUCACAUUUGUCAGUUGAGAUUCUUAAAUGGUUUGGGAAAGAUGAGGCUUGUAUCAGUUGCAAACAAUAGACUUGAGCGAAUUCUGGGUGUCUCCUUUGAAAAGCAUGAAUAGCCACGAUUCUUAAAAUCAAUGUUGAGUGGUAUGAUUGUGCA